AUGGGACAUUCGGCAGCACACAGACAGAUGGGUAAAGCAAGAAGGGACAAAAUUUGGACCUGGCGCUGCCAAUGGAGUGUAGUGACAAUAGCAGCCAUUGCCUUGGUUGUCUACAACGCCAUCGCCAACGUCUGGUUACUCCAUCCACCAUCAUGUCCGACUCACACAACGGCACCUCCAUCAGACCCGCCGACUUGCGAGCCCUGCAUCGAAACAGUAUCAAACGCUGCCUUAGAUGAUGAUCCCAUAUCCAGAUUAGAUCUACGACUUGGAAGAUGGGAUGGGUCCAGGUCAUACAGACUCUUCGAUUAUGUUACGGUGGGAGAAUUAUACCCUGAAGUUUCAUCUUCGCGUCGGGUUUGCUUAGCAACACAAAGCUCUAUAGAAAGACUUCAUGAGUUACUGAGAAUAGCUGCUCAUUGGACCGGACCAAUAUCGGUGGCAGUAUUUGUAGCAGGAGAUGAAUUGAGAUUGCUCAGAGCUUUUGCUACCUGGUUGUUUAGGUGCCGACCAGAGAUAUAUUCAAGAUUGACACUACAUGUAACGAUGCCCUCUGAAAGACCUGGAGUGCAUGGUUCCAUGCCAGUAUGGGCGAGAGACUGCGAGACGGCGCCAUUACCUCCUGGAGAAAGGAGAUCUGAUACAGUCGCCUGGCGAGCAAGGCAUCCGUAUCCUCAAAAUCAUUUGAGAAAUUUGGCAAGAAAAAACUGUCACACGCCUUAUGUCUUCUUAGUCGACGUUGACAUAGUACCUUCUAGAGGAAUGGCAGAAGCCUUGGACAAGUUUCUAGAGAAUACUCCUAAAUGUCCUCUGUGUGCUUUUGUGGUACCUACUUACGAACUUGACCGCAGGGUUGCCAACUUUCCGGUAAAUAAAUCAGAACUGGUACGGCUAUCUAAACGGAAGCUGGCAAUACCGUUCCAUAGAAAGGUUUUUAUUUAUAAUCAGUAUGCAUCUAACUUUUCAAGGUGGGAAGCGUCAGGUGGAAAUGAGAGCUUAGAAACCCACGUCAGCCAUAAUGUUACCAACUUCGAGCUCCUCUAUGAGCCGUUCUACGUGGCACCGGACACCGUUCCAGCACAUGACGAGCGUUUUCUUGGAUAUGGGUUCACCAGGAACACGCAGCCAGUUGAUUGUGACAUCACGUCCGCGGCGCGAGGCCAAUGUGUCGUAGAUGUAAUCCUGCGGUUCCGAUGGAUGGAGGAACGGACGGUUAGUAUGUGUUGGGUAAUGUCAGGAGUGGGAAAAUGA
Molecule: messenger RNA, 1251 nt
Organism: Arctia plantaginis
Lineage: Eukaryota; Metazoa; Arthropoda; Insecta; Lepidoptera; Erebidae
Source: the annotation of a GenBank genome assembly